AUGGAAAAUCAUUCGGUUCGUAUAAAUUACGCGUUAACACCUCGUGACACAGAACAGCAAUUAAUACAUGAUGGUGAAACUAAAUCAUAUGAAGAAAAUAUUAAGAAACACGAAGAAACGACUGUAACAAGUGAAACUAUGGGUGGUUCAUUCUAUCCCAGAGCUAUGUUAUUUCUAGUAUUAUGGUAUCUCAUUAGUGGAUGUACUUUAUUCUUGAAUAAAUACAUAUUAUCAUAUAUGGAAGGCAAUCCUACAAUUUUGGGUGCUUGUCAAAUGUUAAUGACCACAAUUUGUGGAUUUAUUCAAAUGUAUUUUCCAUGUGGAAUGUACAAAACACGUCCCAGAUUAAUGAGACCAGCAGGUUUUUAUAAGCAUAUGAUAUUGGUUGGAUGUACAAGGUUUACAACUGUAGUACUAGGGCUAGUAUCACUUAAUUAUGUAGCAGUGAGUUUCACAGAAACUAUUAAAAGUAGUGCGCCACUAUUUACCGUCCUUAUUAGCAGAUAUUUAUUAGGGGAACAUACAGGAUUAUAUGUAAAUUUAUCUUUAAUUCCUUUAAUGUGUGGUCUAGCUCUAUGUUCAAUAAACGAAAUUAGUUUUGACCUCAGAGGAUUUAUUGCAGCUAUGGCUACAAAUGUAACAGAAUGUUUACAAAAUGUUUAUUCCAAAAUGUUAAUCAGUGGUGAUAAUUUUAGGUAUACGCCUGCAGAACUGCAAUUCUAUACUAGUUUAGCAUCAAUUGUGGUACAAAUACCAGUAUUGAUCUUAUUUGUAGAUUUACCAACACUUGAACAUUCUUUGAGUUUUAAAUUAUUCACAGCAUUUUUACUUAAUGGAGUGUUCUUCCAUUUUCAAAGUAUUACAGCAUAUGUACUUAUGAAUUACAUCAGUCCUGUGACACAUAGUGUCGUUAAUACAGCAAAGAGAGCAUCUUUAAUCUGGCUCUCUGUUUUACUAUUUAAUAACCCUGUAACUGGUUUAUCUGCUAUGGGAACAUCUUUAGUAAUAAUAGGAGUGUUAUUGUAUAAUCGAGCACAAGAAUAUGAUAAACUAAACAAAGCAAAGUCACGAUACAAUUCUAAAGUUAAUUUACAAUAAUAUUAAUUAUUCAAAUUAUAAAAAUUUGAUAUUUAAUAAAAAUAAUUAACGCGUUUACGUUAAUUACGUAAUGAAAAAUGAAAACAAGUGUAAUAAUAAUUUUUAUAAUAGAGUAUUUUAUUCACUGCAAUGAUAAAUUAUUUAUAAUUUCAAUUCUCUUUAUAAAGUAAAAGUAUAUUUUACACUUUAGAUGCAUGUUACAGUAAAACAACUUUAACUGAAUACAUGUAAUACUUCAGAUAUACAUGAUCAUAAAAGUUUUGUCGUAUACAAUGAGUAUAUCAUAAGAAAAGAAUAAUUUAUUUUUGACAGAUUAACAUAUAUGUAUGUAAAAUAUUACUGAUUUAAUACAAGAUUAAAAAAUCUUAAGAAUAA
Messenger RNA from Bombus huntii, 1473 nucleotides. RefSeq names its product solute carrier family 35 member E2A-like. Lineage: Eukaryota; Metazoa; Arthropoda; Insecta; Hymenoptera; Apidae. Gene Ontology annotation, molecular function: antiporter activity. The record is from RefSeq and is a predicted model, not a curated record. Gene Ontology annotation, cellular component: Golgi apparatus. The transcript has 5 exons. The coding region runs from base 1 to 1098 and encodes 365 amino acids.